GCCAGGCUACUAGUCUAGCUACAGUACCGUGGCUCUGGCCAGCUAGCUGGAGUACGGUAGCCAGCAGCCAAAGUAGAAAAGCCAAUACGCAGCACUCUGCCUCUUCUCACUUUUCACAGUCGGCUUGUUCUUCUUGGUCCGUGCAAGUUGCCCUCUCCAACCUGCAUCUUACUCCUGCACCAUGACUUCCAUGCCUACCGCCUAUCCGCAUGACCCCUGCGGUCAGGUGCCUUUGCAGCCACCCACCAGCUUGGUCAACCAUGGCGCAGGGCAGAGCACUUGGGGUCAGUAUCAUCCAGUCCUUGUUUCCCAUUCAUCUCAGGCUUUGCUCUCGCCGGACGCGGUGGCCAACAUUCAGACUGCCAUCGAACAGGCGGGGCGUGACAAUCGGAAAGGCGUCAUCGCUUUCGCUUCAGGUGAUGCAAGGACGGCAUACGUGUUGUUUCGUAGUGCUUUGGAGCAGCUUGAGUGCCUUGGUCCUUGCGUCCAUGGAACGGCAGCAUGGAAUGGCAUGCCCGCCCCUGCGAAUCUUCAGGCCCUGGAGCAGUCGAUGAUGAACGCAUCCCCACCAUUGCUUGAAGCCGUCCCUGUACCGGCAUUCCAAGAUGGCUACAUUUAUCUUUAUGACAAUGUGCUUGAUUUCUUGAGAGAUGCGCAACGACCAGAUUCGAAAGAUAGGGAGCGCUUUGCCUCUAAGCUCUCCUUUUAUUGUUCCCUCGUUAUGUUCAACAUUGCCCUGGCCAUGCACAAGCACGGUAUCGACAACAACGAGAAAGAGUCACUCGUCAGCGCCAUCCACUGCUAUGACAUGUCCAUGAAGUCCAUCAGCACCAUUCGAAUCACGGACUACACGGACAAGCUCAUGCUGAUCAUGCUGGCCAUCUGGAACAACCAGGCUCAGAUCUAUUGGUCGUUGCAUUGCUAUGAUCAUGCUAAAGAGAUCUUGGAAGGUGUGAGGAGGCUCGCUGCAAGGUUGCUAUUGGAGCGCUGUCCCAGCUUGGACGAAGCUGAUCAAAAUCACAUCUAUGAGUUUGUACUCAAUGUUAUCACUGUGAAGGAGCCGACCACCGCUCCCUGUGCUUAGCCUUCUUUAUCGAGCCUCCAAGCCCCAAGGAAUGAAUAAAGGUGUCCAACUUCCCCAUCUGUUUCCAACCUCCGUCUCCCGCUGUCUAUACCGUAUCGCAGUGCACAGUCGAUAUCGAUUGCUACAUACACAAUCGGAUCAUCCAAAUAAUUUAAACUGACGUUUGCACAUUG
Seminavis robusta is the source of this 1257-nucleotide messenger RNA. The record is from the annotation of a GenBank genome assembly. Lineage: Eukaryota; Bacillariophyta; Bacillariophyceae; Naviculales; Naviculaceae.